AUUUGGUAUUUGAUUAGAGAAAUUUAGAUGUUUUUUUGUGAUAUGCAUUUUCCAUUUUGUUUGAAUGCAAUAAGAUGAAUGAAUAAUUUUUUUUUCACUCUCUGGUAUACAAGAGGCAUGAGGAAUGAGGAUCUGCUACAAAGUCAUUAUGUGAAACAUGGGGGGCCUAUAUUUUUGUGCCAUCUCACUGUGCACGAAGCCGAGUUUACUUCUAAUAGCACAGUCAACAAAAACCUCAUUCACCUUCACUACACUUAACACUAGUCUGAAUCUCUCUCGCUCACCUCCUCCACUCCUGUGUGGUUAGUUCCCUGCUGUUCUAAAACUAACACACGAGAGUUUUGUUCCUGCACUCACAUACCUCCAAUUCCCCUCUCUUACCAUGGAGGUGUGGGGGCAAUCAUUUUUGUUGUUGGGUUCGCUGGCAUUUCUUGGAAUGCUGCUUCAUUUGGUAAUGACAGAGUGCCCCUUAGAUUUGAGUGGAUCAAACUUUACUCUAGUGGCCUCUAUGUGUUCUAAUAAAGAUGACAGAGGGAAGUGUUGUCGCUAUAUCAAUACUUUUGUUGCAAUCUCCAUUGCUCGGUAUGCAAAUGCAACAGGCAACCUUGGGGUCACUUCAAAUUUAUCUGACAUCUGCCUCCAUUCCAUAUCACAGACAAUGGAUUUGUAUGGAGUUUCACGAAAUGCUACAGUUUUCUGUGGGUUUGGGACAAAAAUUCCUGUCAAUUAUGACUGUGGGGGUCGAACAACAGUCACACAGAUGCUACAGUCUCCAAAAUUUGUGGAUGUCACAGAAAAUUGCAAACUGCCUCUUUCAGAGGAAAGUGAUUGUAGGAAGUGUUUAAAUGCUGGCAUUGUCUACCUUCAUCAUUUGGUAGGAGCAGAAAAUAACAUGACUUUGAGUACUUGCCGUGAUGCAACUUUUGCUGCACUUGCAAGCCAACUUGAAUAUGGUUCAGCUGUUGACCUUGCGAGCUGCUUCUUUCAAGUUCAGGGGCUUAACAUCUCUUCAGAUACUUCUCCAUCUUCGCUGGUCCCUGAGGCUUCUCCAAGUCCAUUGGUUGCUGAUAGCCCAAGCCAACUCAUGUUGGGUGUACCUCAAAAGGGACAAAAUGGAAAUCACCAUUCCUAUCACCUGACAUUAAUUCCUGGCAUUGGCAUUGCAGUCACAGCCGGUUCUGUUAUGAUGUUAGUAGUCUUGAUAAUUCUUAUUCGUAGGAAAAACAGGGAGCUGGACUGUUCUGAGAAUACAGAUAAGACCUCUUGGAAAUCUUUCCCUACUCAGUCUAUUAGAAAAUUUCAUGAAGGUUCUGCAUCAAUGUUCCAAAAAUUCAGCUACAGGGAGACAAAGAAGGCAACUGAUAAUUUUAAUACUGUAAUUGGACAAGGGGGCUUUGGAACUGUCUACAAAGCUCAAUUAAGUGAUGGCUCACUUUUGGCAGUGAAGCGGAUGAACAAAGUUUCAGAGCAAGGGGAGGAUGAAUUCUGCAGAGAGUUAGAGCUUCUUGCUAGAUUGCAUCAUCGUCAUCUAGUAACUCUGAGAGGAUUCUGCAUUAAAAAAUGCGAGAGGUUUCUUAUGUAUGAGUAUAUGGCAAAUGGAAGCUUAAAGGAUCAUCUUCAUUCACCAGGAAGAGCACCUCUGAUUUGGCAGACAAGAAUCCAAAUUUCCAUUGAUGUGGCUCAUGCUCUGGAAUACCUCCAUUUUUAUUGUGAUCCACCUUUAUGCCAUAGAGAUAUUAAGUCGAGCAACAUUUUACUGGAUGAGAACUUUGUUGCAAAGAUUGCAGAUUUCGGCCUUGUACAUGCUUCAAAAGAUGGUUCUGUUUGCUUUGAACCAGUAAAUACUGAUAUCCGGGGAACUCCAGGUUAUAUGGAUCCUGAAUAUGUGGUCACUCAACAGCUCACUGAGAAAAGUGAUGUUUACAGCUAUGGUGUGCUACUAUUGGAGAUUGUGACUGCAAGACGAGCAAUACAAGAUGGCAAGAAUUUGGUAGAGUCAACCCAAAUGUUGAUGGCCUCAAAAUCUAGAUUAUCUGAGCUAGUGGAUCCUCGUAUAAAGGACUCCUUUGACUUAGAACAGCUUCAGACAGUUGUGACAAUUGUGAGAUGGUGCACUCAGAGAGAAGGGCAGGCCAGGCCUUCAAUCAAACAGGUCCUUAGACUUCUGUAUGAGAGUUCUGACCCAACGCAUAGUGGUUUUGUACAAGCUGUGGAAGAUGAAGUAUAUGAAGAAACUGAUGGGAGGCCAAGGACAAGUAAAGGGAAAAUGCAUAAGAGUGACCCAAUUUUUCAUAGUGGGGAUGGAAGGUAUCUUGCUUCUUCGUCAAGUACAUCCAGGUCAUAUUGUAGUCGAAGCUUCUUACUUGAAAAUGGCUCUCCUCAGUCUCCUCCCAAUUUGCUCUCUCUUUAAAGUCAACUUAUUUUUUUUGGCAUCCACAACUGCUCAUGAGUAGAAAGCCUGUAGCCCAACACCAUUACGAGAAGCUAUAAAUCACGUGGCAAUUAUUAGUUCACCGUCUUUGCAGGGUAAAAGUUUUCCUACUAUCAACCUCUGGAGUGAUUCUGAGGUUGUUACUUUAAAAAGGGAAAUAGAAAUUGCAAGAGUAUCUCUUUUACACAAAUCAUUUUAUGUUAUAUGAGAAUUUUUUUUGGAAAUCUGAGGCAUUGAUAAAUAUAUCAGUUAUCUCAUGAUAGGCACCUGGAUAUUGCAACUAAUUUUAAGGAUUGAUUGAGUAUUUUGAUUUGAAUCGGUAAAAAUGCCUUGAUGUAUACAGUAUCAGCAAACAUUUUGAA
This is a messenger RNA of Mangifera indica (mango), 2793 nucleotides long. Its product is annotated as probable receptor-like protein kinase At1g49730. The coding region runs from base 383 to 2410 and encodes 675 amino acids. The record is from RefSeq and is a predicted model, not a curated record. Gene Ontology annotation, molecular function: ATP binding; protein kinase activity. Lineage: Eukaryota; Viridiplantae; Streptophyta; Magnoliopsida; Sapindales; Anacardiaceae. The transcript has 9 exons. Gene Ontology annotation, biological process: protein phosphorylation.